This is a messenger RNA of Cladophialophora bantiana CBS 173.52, 435 nucleotides long. RefSeq lists its product as uncharacterized. Bases 1 to 435 code for a protein of 144 amino acids. The transcript has a single exon. NCBI's taxonomy places the organism in Eukaryota, Fungi, Ascomycota, Eurotiomycetes, Chaetothyriales, Herpotrichiellaceae. The record is from RefSeq and is a predicted model, not a curated record. Gene Ontology annotation, molecular function: protein binding.
AUGCAUAUUGCAGCGCUCUUCGGUCAUUGCAGUGCAUGCAAAGGUCUUUUAGAAGCUGGUUGCAGACCCAACGAUCAAGAUGAGGAUGGACGUACGGCCUUGAUUUUAGCUGCUGAGGACGGAUAUGAUUCCAUCGUCAAUCUACUUCUAGCUGCAGGUGCAUCGGUGAAGAUUGUGUCGUCGACGAGCGUGACAGCAUUGUCAACUGCCGCGGCGAAUGGCCAUGCUGAAGCAGUGCGGCUUCUCUUGAGUCAAGGAGCGGACAAGGACUUCGUGAUGGAAGAGAGGAUACCUACGUUGCUCACCGAAAUAUACUGCGGACAUCGUGAUGUGGUGGAUCUGCUGAUUGAAAAGGCAGCAUCAAUCUUGAGUCUAGGUCGAAAUCGUGGACGCCGUUAUUCCUCGCCGCUGUCAGGGACCAUAUGGCAACAGUGA